AUGCGGAAGCCAAACGCAUACACCCGACAUGCAGCCGGCCUGCCGACGGCGCUCGUCUCGCCGCAGCCCAUGUCGCCGCGCUCUGCGGCGUUGCACCAUGGCGGUCCAGGCGGCGCCUUUGCCGGCUUGUUUGGCGGCGGGCGGCGGGGCGCGAUCAUUGCUGACGCCGUUGCCGUGCUUGGCGCGCUGUGGGCGCUGCUGGCGACGGCCUACGUGAUGCACCAGCUGUGGCCCAGCGGUGGGGGCAGUGCCAUGGACCAGGCGUACGCGCUGGAACCGGUGCUCAUAUCCUACUCGUACUUUGAAAAGGAUCCUGUGCAGGUGGCAAACUUUGAAUUUUUCCUUGCGGCGGGGACGCAGCACCCACCGCGGCACACUGACAUGCACUGGGCCAUCGUUGUCAGCGGCGAGAACUGCUCCCCCUGCCAGGGGCUGUACGGCAUCCUCAGGAACCGUGAAACGGCUGACCUGAGGGAUUGGGGCAUCAAGGAGGCGUGGCAUGACCCAAAAUUCAGCCUCAUCCUGCGCAGUGACAACGUGGGCAUGGACCUGGGCGCGCACAACGCCACCCUGGAGUAUUUCAGCUACCUGCGGCUGCUGGGGCGCUACAAGUACUUUGUCUUCCUGAACAGCAGCGUCAAGGGCCCCUUCUACCCGCCCUGGGUGCCGCCAGGGUGGCACUGGACCCACGCCUACCUGGCACGCAUGGGACGCGAAGUGCAUGCGGUCGGCUCGUCACUGGUCUGCCUGCCAGAGGCGGACGCAGGGGGCCCUGGUCCCCGCCUUGAGUCAUGGGCGUUUGCGCUGGACCAGGACGGACUGGGGGCGGCGCUGGAGGCCGGGGUGUUCGUCACGCGCACCUGCAAGCUGUGCACCGAUGGUGACCAGGGCAUUGUGGUGGGGGGAGAGUACCGCCUCACACAGGCGCAGUUUGAGGAGGGCUACAACGUGGCCACACUCAUGGCCAGGUACGCACCCGGCACUGACUGGCGUGACGAGGCCAACUGGGGCUGCAACGACAACGUGCACCCCUCCAGGGCAGGGACGUACGGCGGCAUCUCGUUCCACCCCUACGAGACGGUGUUUGUCAAGUCCAGCUGGCACGUGGCGGACCCCUACACCAAGCGCUACAGCCAGUGGGCCCUGCAGCACCUGCUUGGGAAACCUGGGACUGAGGGCCAGUUUAACGAGAAGCUGUACGCCAUCAGUGAAGAGGCGCAGCGCCCGCGGGACUUGGAGGAGGCGUACCACCCAAAGCUGAAGACUGGGGCAGUGCGAUAG
Molecule: messenger RNA, 1281 nt
Organism: Monoraphidium neglectum
Lineage: Eukaryota; Viridiplantae; Chlorophyta; Chlorophyceae; Sphaeropleales; Selenastraceae
Exons: 10
Coding region: 1-1281 (426 amino acids)
Source: RefSeq, a predicted model, not a curated record